AUGAAAAAUGGUGAUGAAAAACAAAAUACAACGAAAGCGAAGAUGAUGAUGAAUAAUGAAAUACAACGAAAAGUGAUGAUGAAAGGUGAUGAUGAAAAACGAAAUAUAAUGAAAAAUACAGCGAAAGAUGAUGAUGAAAAACGAUAUACAACGAAAAUUGAUGAUGAAAAACGAUAUACAGCAAAAAUUGAUGAUGAAAAACGAAACAUAGUGAAAAUUGAUGAAAACGAAUGUAACGAAAUUUGA
Messenger RNA from Rhizophagus irregularis DAOM 181602=DAOM 197198, 246 nucleotides. NCBI's taxonomy places the organism in Eukaryota, Fungi, Glomeromycota, Glomeromycetes, Glomerales, Glomeraceae. The record is from RefSeq and is a predicted model, not a curated record.